AUGACAAUGGUAACUAUUGAAUCAGGAUUUCCAGAUGUUCGACAUAUAUCUAAUUUUGUAUUCCUUCACAAAACCAGAUUUGUAAUCAUGAUCCUCUCACUUUUAUGUAUGACGGUAGGACAGAUGAACUCGCUAACGUUCAACUUCACAGUUAUUUGCAUGCAAGAUAUAGUUGAAGAUUAUCACAAAGAUAAUAGAACUGAUCUACAUUGGAUGGAAGAUCCAAGUCAGAAAUCAUUUAUCUUUUCCGGUGUUGCAAUUGGGGCAGUUAUUGGAUUGAUUCCACUUGUUCCAAUGUUGGAUCAGAUUGGAUUACGAAUCACAUUCACACUAUUUGGUCUAAUAUCUGCAGCAAGUUCACUUUUGUUCCCAUUGGCCGUUUCCAUCGAUUUCUAUGCAGUGUUUUUUGUCAGAAUCCUGCAAGGAAUCGGAACGUCUAUUCUUUAUACAGUAGUCGCCUAUAUUCCUGGAAUAUGGGCACCUAAAAAUGAAAUGGGAACAUUUUUAGCAGUGUUAUCGUGUGGCUUCCAAUUAAGUAAUAUCAUUUGUAUGCCUGUUUCUGGAGUUCUCUGUGAAUCUGAAUAUGGAUGGAGACCUAUUUAUUACAUCUUUGGAUCAUUGACUGUUCUUGUUUAUGUGGCUUUCUUCUUCUUCUACUCAGACGCUCCUAAGAAUCAUUUUCAUGUAUCUCCGAAGGAAUUGAGUAUGAUUUGUGCAGAGAAGAAGCCUAAACAAGGAAAGGAGAGCGUACCGUAUCGAGCCAUCUGUUCUGAUAAGUGUGUACUUGCCACGUGGCUUGCGAUGUGUGGAAGAAAUGUAGCAUUUUAUGUUCUGAUUCUGUAUGGACCUACUUACUUGAGAGAAGUUUUGCAUUUUGAUGUCAAAGGAACUGGAUGGGCAGCUGCUUUACCUUUCGUUUCAUGUGCAGCUGUGAAGUUUGCAUCCGGACAACUCACUGAUAGACUCACCAUGUUUUCUGAGAAGACCAAAUUCAUCACUUGCACUUUGAUUUCAAUGAUUGGGUUGGCUGUUGGAUUUAUGAUUAUGUCUUUGACAACUUCUCGAACCAUUGCUCAAAUAUCAUAUACCUUCGCGGUCACUCUAUCCGGAAUAACUAUAAUGGGAACAAUAAAAUGUCUUCAGUUGCGUUGCCAACAACAUGUUCAUUUUGCAACUGCUGUAAUUGCUUUCAUGGCAUGUAUCUGGCAAUUCGUUGUACCUCUUGGACGAUUUGUGGAGCAUAUUUCCUAUACCCUUGCUGACCACCCACCAUCUCUCUGUCUCCUAUCCAAGUCAUCAUCCAAGCUUCGCGAGCUUGUAAAGUUCGUCGUUGGACACUACGAGGCUCAUCUUCAUGUGACGUUUCCAAAAGAGGAAUGCUGCGAAGUCGAGAAAAGUUCCAAGGAAAAGGUUCAAUUCGAGAUGAUUCUCAACCGAAAGGGAAGCUAUCGGCGUGGCAAAGCUCACUGCCAUUCCAUCUUCACUUGUGUGGCAGAGAAGACUCAGGGAGCUGUUGAAGAUCUGCUCGAACUUUUCUCCAAAGAACUCAUCACUCUUCGAUUCAACAACUGCUCAAAAGAAUCGGACGUCUUCACUGUAUUCAACAAGUUCUCACUUUCAAAUUGUGAAGACAUCUGCUUCAAUGGAUCUAUCCCAAUGCACAAUGGUGUCUUCGACUUGUUCCAAUCGUGUCCUAAUGCGAAAAGACUAGUUAUCAGCAACCCUCAAUCCGAAACUGAUUUCACUCAAUUCUGGCCGAAGCUGAAAGGAAGUCGGAUUGAGACUCUGGAUCUCAUGGACAUCGAGUCAUUCCACCACUCUUCCACGAGAGAAUUCAAGCUGCCACAAAGCAUGAAACAACUCUUCUUCUCUCCAAAACAAGACGUCGAGUGCCGGAAUUCUGAGAACGUUGCCAAACUUCUCUAUUCCGCCAACUGGAAGCGAGUCUAUAUUCAUUCGGAAACGGUUCUAGAAGCUGUCAACUCCGGACUCUACAAGCCACUCAAGACAGUAACGGAAUUCUGCUUCUCAUCGAAGGCGUUCACUGUUGAUUAUGUGAUUUCCUUCCUCAAAAAGUGCGAACGAGUAAACUCCUUCAAUUGGUAUGGACUUCAUUCAUGUGUUGCUCCAAUCGUCAUCGCACGUCUUCUGACUGACGUUCCACGGAACAUUGUUUUCGGCGGAUGCGUUGCGUGCAAAAGCGGAGAAACUGUUGGAAACGGUGGAUUCAUGGAAGUCGGUAACCGAGUCGACGUCAUUCAAGUCACCAAACUUUUGGAACGUGAGGAAUUCCGUGUUCAAUACGGGAGAACGUUGUCUGAUGCAGUCUUGUUUGAACGCCCAUUCAACACCAAUUCUGUAUCCGUGAUGUACAUUCAAAAGAAGGACUCUGUCUGUGGUCCAAAUUGCAUUGACAUUCAUGAGAUCUCUGAAAAAGCUGGUCUGCUGCUCUCAGCCUACUAA
Caenorhabditis briggsae is the source of this 2463-nucleotide messenger RNA. The record is from RefSeq and is a predicted model, not a curated record. The transcript has 11 exons. The coding region runs from base 1 to 2463 and encodes 820 amino acids. Gene Ontology annotation, biological process: transmembrane transport. Gene Ontology annotation, molecular function: transmembrane transporter activity. Lineage: Eukaryota; Metazoa; Nematoda; Chromadorea; Rhabditida; Rhabditidae.